Molecule: messenger RNA, 592 nt
Organism: Cloeon dipterum
Lineage: Eukaryota; Metazoa; Arthropoda; Insecta; Ephemeroptera; Baetidae
Exons: 3
Coding region: 24-509 (161 amino acids)
Source: RefSeq, a predicted model, not a curated record
UCUGGUUUUGGCGAGGGAAGAAGAUGGCUGUGUCGUUCAAUGCGGCGCACUUGCUUCUUGUUUUAACGUGUCUCUAUGGUCAACUGCUGAACGACGCUCGUGCCGCCCCAGCGGUCAAAGUCGAAAAUGGUGAAAAUCAAGUAAAUGCUGAGGAGAAUGUUGAGGAUAUAGAUGAUGACGCUGUCGAUCCAGCAGCGGUGCGUUCCAAGCGGCAAAUAAACAAUUACAGCGACUACUAUUACUACCCAAACGGCAUCGGCAACACUAACACCAAUACCAACACCCUCGGCGGCAGCAUUUGUCCGUUCCGCAACUACUUCAGCAGUCUUGGUUUAGGCCUAAACAGCUUCUACAAUCCGGGAAAUCAGUUCGGCUACAUCAGUAGUAGUACUAGCAGCGGCAGCAGGAACAACAGGCGGCUGCUGAGGAAUAGACAACCCUUCUUGUAUAACGGGCGCAGGGGGCUGUACGCGCCGAACCGCUACUACUCCAGCAAUAGACUCGUUUAACCAACCUCGCGGCAAAUAUAUAUGAUUUAAUAUGAGUGUGUUUAAUUUGUUUGAAUAUUAAAAUGCAAUUUUGGGGCACAGCA